Molecule: messenger RNA, 3744 nt
Organism: Peronospora belbahrii
Lineage: Eukaryota; Oomycota; Peronosporomycetes; Peronosporales; Peronosporaceae
Source: the annotation of a GenBank genome assembly
AUGGAAAGUAGAUUAGAAGAUGAAGAUAAUAAUGUCUUGUUACUUCGUGAAGAAAUACGUAAGAAAUCACAAGAACUGAAACAUAUGCAGGAUGAAUUUGAUCAAUAUACACAGUCCAGUCAUGAACUAGAACAGGAACUAGAGCAAGAGCUUUCACGCAUGGAGAAACGAAAUAUUCAUUUGAUGAAUAAAAAUCAGUAUUUAGAACGGGAUUUACACCUUGCACGCAGUAAAUUGGAGGAAGCGUUGGACCAAACACACAAAUAUGAAGCAGAAUUACAAGCAACACGUAUUGAGCUUCAGACGGCUAUACAAGCUCGACGCAAGUUAGAGCAACAGGCUGAUGACUUGGAAACGCAAGUGCGUGUGCUUCAGGCUACUGAGUCGGAUCUGAGACACAAAAUGGAGCGAGAAUUGGAAGAAAAGGUGUUUUUACUAAGUGAUAAAGAAGAGCUAGAACACGAGCACGAAAUGGCCACGGAGCGCUUCCGAACGGAGAUAAUGGACCUCAAGUCGGAGUUAUUUGCUCUUCAGCAAAAAUAUGAGGAUACUACGACGGCGUCAGAAUCCCGUGGAUCGUUUUCAGGAAACGAUAGCAUGGCCACGACGCGUAGUCAGUCGGAAGAUGAUGACGAUGGAUACGACUCGAGCUACAACGAAAAGUCAGUGCGGCAUACAACGGUGCAUGAACGUGAUGAAAUCAGUCGUGAAGCACUGAUUGAGUCGCUGAAAGAGGAGAUUGAGGCUCUAUCGUCUAGUUUGCAGGAUGAGACGGAAACUCGCAUUGCGGUUGAAGCUCAGGUGCAGCAACUUCAUGAAAGUCUUGCCCAUAUGGAAGCCAUGGAGGCGGAAAUGACGGACAUGACAGACGAAUUGAUUGCAAAGUCUCAAGAAAUGCGUGGUCGCGACGAACAAAUUGAAGCGUUGCGGGAGUCGUUGUUGAAGCUUCAAUCUGAAAUGGCGACGCUCAAUGAUGGGGGCAUUGAGUUUGCAGAUGAGCGUGAAAACAUGCGGACUGAGCUAGAAAGUAAGGACAAGGAAAUCAACAGUAUUAAGGAAGAGCUGGACACCGUCAAGUUGCAGUAUGAUGACCUGGCUGAGAGUGAACGCCAACUAAAAUCUCGUCUUGCACAAGAAAGCGAAACUGUAGAUGAGUUAAAGGAACAGAUAGCGACUUAUACAAGAAGCCUGGAGGAAAGCAAGCAAGAGCGGAACGAGCUCGAGAGAAAGUUGCAGUUUGAUAAGGGUGAAUUAUCGCAGAAUCGCAGGGAAGUAGAAGAACUGAAAAGCCUGAUUUCAGAUCUUCAGAAACAGCUUGAUGACGCAAAUAAGAAGAUAUCGGAGUUAAAGCGUGCGUCAACCGUUUCUGGUGCGGCAUCUGUCUCGGAUGUGACCGAAUCAAGACGACUGAUGGUAGAAAUUCAAACGAUGCGCGUGUCUUUAAAUUCUUUAUCCGCAGAGAAUGCGCGACUAAGAAGUCAAGAGGGAAUGCCUGCGAGUAUGGUUCCUGCGAAGCGGGUAUCAGCUGACGUGCUGCAAGUAAACUUUACGCCCGAGCAGCUUGCGCGAAAGUAUCUUGCGGAACGAACCCGCAAUGCUUCGCUACUUUCACGUCUGCAGACUGUAUGUGGUAACAUCCAAGUGUUCUGUCGUGUACGGCCGAUCAUUAAUGAAGAGCUGGAGAGAUCUUGGGGUUCGAAGUUGGCAGUCAACGUCGUAAAUCAGUCAGAUUUGGCUGCCAUGGAUUUUCGGUCUGAUCGUUUGAUGCCUAGCGACUCAAAUGGGAAGACAACCAGCAACGAAAACAUGGAAACCUUAGCAAACAACAGCUCAUGGAAAGUGUUUACGUUUGAUCGAAUUCUGGGUCCUGAAGAGACACAAAAUGAUGUUUUCCGUGAAGUGGAGCCGAUUGCGCAGUCAGUUGUCGACGGGUUCAAGGCAUGCAUUUUUGCGUACGGGCAAACUGGCUCGGGUAAAACGUAUACUAUGGAAGGUACGCCUAGUGAUCCUGGUCUAAACUAUAAGGUCAUUAGUCACGUUUUUCAGUCAAUCCAGUUACGUGGGGCGAUUUAUGCUCCCAAUUCUGACACUUCUGAGAAUCAAGACGAUGAGAUGAACGGUUUGCACAAUGCAGCCGAAUCAUCAGUCUAUCACGUUCAAGUGGGCGUGUUGGAAAUCUACAAUGACUCAGUGCGUGACUUGAUUAACACGACAAACAAGGCACUGGAAAUUUGUCACGAUUCGGCAACUGGAGAUAUAUGUGUUCCUGAUCUGACUAUGUCGACUGUCUCUUCUCCUCAGCAAACAAUAGAUGUAUUACGGAUUGCGCAAACGAACCGUGUCACAGGUAAAACAAAUUCAAAUAUGCACAGUAGUCGAUCGCACAGUAUUGUAAUUGUGCAAAUCUCGAAGCGGCGGCUGGAACAUGAUGAUGCUGAUAAAGACUUCGCUGACUUGGAUGUCGAAGAUGAAGCAUGUGGAAAGCUGUAUCUUGUGGAUCUAGCCGGCUCGGAGCGAGUCAAGAAAAGCAAUGUGAGCGGAGAUAUGCUCCGGGAGGCUGCCCAUAUUAACAAGUCUUUGUCAGCCUUAGCUGAUGUCAUGGAGGCUUUGGAUAAGAAGAUGGCUCACAUUCCGUACCGCAACUCGAAGCUGACGCAUUUGCUGCAGGAUGUAUUAAACUCAUCGUGCAAGACAGUGAUGAUUGUUAACGUCGGUCCGACCAUUGAGAAUGCUAGCGAGACAUUUCGGUCGCUGCAGCUCGCAGAACGCGUGCGCAAUAUUGUGGUGGGCAGAAAUCAGAUUGUGAAGAACAAGAAGGAUAUUCUGUCAGCCAAGAAGGCAUUUGCAGAGCUCCAGUCGUUAAAACAGCAGAUGCAAAUCUCGAAGAGGAAGUAUAUGCAAUCACAACAGUCUGUUGUUGCUCUGAAACGCGACCAAAAGAAUCUGUCGGAGAAACAGUCUGCUAUGCUGCAGAACCGGCUUAGGGCAUGGGAGACGCAAAACGAGAGCCUGAAAACUCAAAACGAAUCCCUGAAACGACUUGUGGAAGAUGUAAGUAAUCAGCUUAAGGCUGAGCGAGAGACUAAACAACAUGAGGCAGAUCAACGGGAAGCUGCUCAACGCUCGCUUCGACAGCAAAACGCCAAGACGCGCAUUUCUUCAUCGCAGCAAGAGACACAGCAAAAACUGCUGCAUGAGCGCGAAGAUGAGAUCAAAAAACUACGACAAUUGUUAACAGAAGCCAGGCGACGAAGCACGUCGUCACUCAUUCCGCGGUUGCCGAUGUCGUCGCCACCGAUGAAGAAGUCGAAAAGUACCCGGUCUGCAAGCUCUUCCGGUACCCAGCAUGAUACCGAUAGCGUAUGCGCACACGUGCCUGGUGCUAGUUGCGUCACAAAAACGCACACGGUUGCUCGCAGGUCAGCAGGAUCACGUUUGACGCCUAGCAACACAUCAAGCAAUGAUACCAGCACAAAUGAGACUCCGCUAAUUAGCAAACGCACAAGUUCUCUGGGCUUUAAAUCAAUGCGGACAAUUUCCAAGACAAAUCAGGAGCGCAAGAGCAUUGUGAUCGAUCGUAGAUCACCGUCGGCCUUCAGUCGCAUCGCAGUUCGUCAAAGCGGCGCACCAUGUGUACUUUUGAAUCGUAUUGCAAAGACUUCGCCACCUACUCUCGGAAUUGUCAUACGCAUCUACGUAAGACAAAUACGUCAAUGUGAAUGGAGUCUCUGGUCAGCUCAUUAA